AUGACGAGGGCAACAACCAAGGCCAAAUAUCCUUAUAAUCUUGGGUCAUAUGGGAAGGUCAUCACAACCAGUAGCCCUGAAGCGCAAAUAUGGUUUGACCGCGGUCUGGUGUGGGCAUAUUCCUUCAAUCAUAAAGAAUCAGUCAUCUGUUUCAAACAGGCACUGGUCCAUGAUCCAUUAUGUGUGAUGGCCUUUUGGGGCUUGGCCUAUUCUCUCGGUCCCAACUACAAUCAGCCGUGGGAUUUCCUCGGUAACGACUUGGCAGCGGUCGUGAAGAACACAUAUCAAGCUGCAAUCAAAGCGCGCUUCCUCGCGCCAAAUGCAUCCCCGGUGGAACAGGCCCUCGCCAAGGCAAUCUCCGCCCGCUAUCAAAGUGAUAAGCCCGCUAGCAUGGAGCAAUAUGCUAUUCAAAAUCUUGCAUAUGCCGAUGCAAUGAAAGAGGUAUACGAAAAUUUUACAGAUGAUUUGGAUGUGGCCACUCUGUACGCUGAUUCCUUGAUCAGCCUCACUCCUUGGAAAUUGUGGGAUAUGGUGACCGGUGAACCAAACCCAGGCACUCGGACCAUGGAAGCAAAGAGAGUGUUAGAGACAGCUCUCCAACAGAAAGAUUCCCACAAACACCCCGGUCUCUUGCAUAUCUACAUUCAUCUUAUUGAGAUGUCACCCUUCCCAGAAUUAGGUAUCCGACCGGCAGAUCACCUCCGUGAUCUCGUUCCAGAUGCAGGCCAUGUCAGCCAUAUGCCGUCCCAUCUGGACGUGCUGGUUGGAGACUAUCGAAAUGCCGUGCGCGCAAACCAGCGUGCCGCGAUUGCAGACGAGAAAUACUUGGCCCGGGAAGGCCCAUUUAAUUUCUACUCAGUCUAUCGCAUGCAUACCUACCACUCGCUCAUCUACGCAGCCAUGUUUGCGGGUCAGAAAAAGACCGCAUUCGAAGCCGUGGACCGCAUGGAGGCGACUUUGCCGAAAGAACUGCUCAUGGCCAUGUCAGACUACAUCGAAUUCUUCAUGUCUGUGCGCGCACAUGUCAUGGUGCGAUUCGGCAUGUGGGAGGAACUUAUCGAGAUUGCGAUCCCCUCAGAUCCAGAGCUGUACUGCAUGACGAUAGCGACGCUGCACUACGCCAAGGGCGUGGCAUAUGCAGCUACGGGGAACGUGCCGGAUGCAGAGCGCCAGCGAGAGCUCUACCGAGCAGCGUGGAAACGAGUUCCUGAUACGCGCUUGGACUGGCCCAACAAGUGCGUCGAGAUUCUGGAGGUGGCGUCGGAAAUGCUGGAUGGCGAGAUCGAAUACCGCCGUGGGAAUUACACCGAGGCUUUCCAGCAUCUACGUCGCUCGAUUGAAUUGGAUGAUGGGCUGGGUUACAGUGAGCCCUGGAGUUGGAUGCAGCCCACUCGCCAUGCAUAUGCUGCUCUCUUGCUAGAGCAGGGUCAUGUCGAGGAUGCAGCGGCUGUCUAUCAGGCGGACUUGGGUCUUGAUAGCACUCUUAUCCGUGCUCGGCAGCAUCCGAAUAAUGUAUGGGCUUUGCAGGGCUACCAUGAAUGUUUGGUACGUCUUGGUCGGCAUGAUGAGGCGCGCAUUAUUGCGCCGCAGUUGGCGAUAGCGGUUGCUGUGGCUGAUGUGCCCGUAACAUCUUCAUGUUUCUGUCGUAGGGAUACAUCGGAAACACCCAAUGUUGGCAAGAGUUGUUGCAAAUAA
Molecule: messenger RNA, 1695 nt
Organism: Penicillium coprophilum
Lineage: Eukaryota; Fungi; Ascomycota; Eurotiomycetes; Eurotiales; Aspergillaceae
Product: tetratricopeptide repeat protein
Exons: 1
Coding region: 1-1695 (564 amino acids)
Cellular component (GO): intracellular anatomical structure
Molecular function (GO): protein binding
Source: RefSeq, a predicted model, not a curated record